AAACACAUGCGAGAUGGUUGUCGUAUGAACAUUCAUCCCUUACGCGACAAACAUAAUCGAUCGAAUCGAUUACCCUUUUUUUUUUGAAAAAAAAUCAAAAUCUGUCGUGUCCUUCGAGGAUAAAUUUGUGUUCCCUACCAUUGUUGUAAUUUUCCCAGAUCCUCCUUUACCCUGUUCCACAUCGUUCUUAUCAGGGUUUGUCGCAGAGUUUCCCCACCAAAAAGCUGAGAAAAAAAACCCUAGGUGAUCUGGGUUUUCUCCUGUUUGAAUCGUCAGAUCUAAGAUUUCAGACAGCUGCUGUUGGUGAUCAAAGUGGAAGGACAUCAUAGGCGUAAUUAUGUGGAGAAGUUCUCUUGGAUCAGUUAGAUGACGUAGUUGGAGGAGAUUGUAGAAAGAUAUGAGAUUAGGAAGAACUAGUUCUGCCGGGUCAGGAUAUCAUUGUCCUGAAAAGUAUAUUUAUAUGUUUAGAUAGUGAUGUGAGCUUUCCACCGGAUUUGAUUUACAUAUGUUACGUCGUCUUGGAUGGUUAAUCGGUUUGAGCCAAAGAAGUCGGCAAGCAAAGAAGACGCUUGAUGCAAAACCUUACGUGGCCAGGGUUAAGACAGUGCUAAUGAUUGACACGGUUCAAGAAAUUGCAAUCUAUAUCCACAGGUUUCACAACCUCGAUCUCUUCAAACAAGGAUGGUAUCAAAUAAAGAUCACCAUGAGAUGGGAGGAUAGUGAUAACAAAUCCGUUGGAAUUCCCUCACGAGUUGUUCAGUAUGAAGCUCCUGAUAGCACUCCGGGUGAUUCGUAUGGAGUGUGGAGAAUAGAUGAUAAAGAUAAUAGUUUCUCAACACAGCCCUUCCGCAUUAAGUAUGCAAGGCAGGAUGUUCGUUUAUGUACGAUGAUCUCAUUUACUUUGCCAUUAGAAAAAUACCAGGGGACCUCUACGUCUGCCGUCAUAUUGAAGUUUGAGCUUUUGUAUUCUCCGAUUGCGGAGAAUGUAUUGGCCAAGCCUCUAGAUACUUCUUCUGUGGCUGUUCAUGAGUUUCGUAUUCCUCCUAAAGCUCUCAUGGGCUUGCAUUCGUACUGUCCCGUGCACUUUGACACCCUUCAUGCGGUUCUUAUUGAUGUGAGUGUCCACAUCAGUGUGUUAAAAUCUGCUGCUUACAGACGGCCUGCAAGUCUAUCUAGUGACACAAGUAAUGGUGAAAAGGUAACUGGCGGCAGUGUUCAAGCUUCCAAUAAAGCACUUGGUCAGAUGGCUUCUACUGACAAGAAGCUGGUAUCAUUUGUUAAAGCCUUACUCAGAGCUCGUGACGUUAUGCUUGAAGAAAUACAAAGACUUAGCAAGGCAGUUGAUCAAACAAUCAUCUCGACUGAGUUUAUAUCCACGAUGAACGACAUUUUGUUGUUUGAUUCUACUCCGAUGGGGAAAUCAGUUGAAGAUGAAGGUUCAGGACAAGGCAAGCAACAAAACAGUCUUGAGAAAUUGGAUGUAGAUGAUUUACUAAGUGAUGGCUGGCUCUGUAGCUUAACAAAGGAUCAUCUAUCUCGCCUAUUUAACUUACUGGGCGGCCAGCUACAGUAUCUAUGGAGCGCCUUUUUGACUUUUCACCGGGAUAGCAAUACAAAAGUCUUGGAGUAUCUUUGUGAUAUCUGGACCAAGGAUCGAAGAGCUGAAUGGUCUAUAUGGAUGGUGUAUUCUAAGGUCGAAAUGCCACAUCAUUUUAUAAAUAGCGGAAUGGAUGAUUCUUCUCACAAUGGUGUGCACAAGCGGGUCUCAAGUUUGUUGAAGUCAAAUGAUCCUGCCCAAAUAGCUGCUACCCGUGCUGAACUUCAUCGUCGAAGUAUUGCACAGAUGCGAAUUAACAACCGGUCAAUACAAGACAUGUAUAUAUUUGGAGAUCCUAUGAGGGUUCCGAUCGUUAUUAUUGAGCGUGUUUGGAAUGCACCGAGACGUACUUUCAGUGAUAAUUCGUAUUUGAGACAUGUGGAUAUGAUUGAUUCUAGCAUACAUCACGAUGAUGAGACCAGAAAGAAAUCUGGAAGUAACCUAAUGCAAAACGUCCGUGAACUAAAAGUCGUCAUUUUCGUUCAUGGUUUCCAGGGGCAUCACUUAGACCUAAGGCUUAUCAGGAAUCAGUGGCUUCUGAUCGAUCCAAAGAUAGAGUUUCUCAUGUCUGAAGCAAAUGAGGAGAAUACGCAUGGCGAUUUCCGGGAAAUGGGACAGAGGCUUGCGCAUGAAGUUGUUUCUUUCCUAAAGAGGAAAAUGGAUAAAUAUGCGAGAUACGGGCGUUUGAAAAAUAUCAAGCUAAGUUUUGUUGGACAUUCGAUCGGUAACGUCAUCAUCCGAACUGCAAUAGCCGAUACUUUAAUGGAACCGUACCGAAAGUUUCUACAUACGUAUUUAUCGCUAUCGGGUCCGCACUUGGGUUAUCUGUACAGUUCGAACUCGUUGUUCAAUUCCGGGCUCUGGCUCUUGAAGAAGCUAAAGAAUACACAGUGUAUUCAUCAGCUCACUCUUACCGACGAUCCUGAUCUCCACAAUACUUUCUUUUACAAACUCUGCAAGUUCUUUCAGCAAAAGACGAUGGAGAACUUCAAGAACAUAAUCCUCCUGUCUUCACCACAGGACGGUUACGUGCCGUACCAUUCGGCGAGGAUAGAGUCGUGCCAGCAAGCGUCGUUCGAUAGCUCGAAGAGGGCAAUGGUGUUCUUGGAGAUGCUGAAUGACUGCAUGGACCAAAUAAGAGCGCCCAACGAGCAGCAAAGGGUGUUCAUCCGGUGCGACGUCAACUUCGACACCACCUUGUACGGACGUAACUUGAACUCGUUCAUCGGACGAGCUGCCCACAUCGAGUUCUUGGAAUCUGAUGUUUUCGCCAGAUUCAUUAUGUGGUCUUUCCCUCACCUCUUCCUUUGAAUCCUCUCGAGGUUAUUUUUUUUUUGGAUUCAUAGAGAAAUACGAAUUAUUGUUGUAUAUUAGUAGGGAUUUUUUUUUCUUGGACAAGAACCCGAAGAGGAGCAGUUCGUUGUUUUCUAGUUUCAGACAGCAACAAUAUGUUCAGAUUCAGAGAAGUUGCGUUAGAUAGUUUUUUUUUUU
Molecule: messenger RNA, 3088 nt
Organism: Tarenaya hassleriana
Lineage: Eukaryota; Viridiplantae; Streptophyta; Magnoliopsida; Brassicales; Cleomaceae
Product: protein FAM135B
Exons: 15
Coding region: 506-2908 (800 amino acids)
Source: RefSeq, a predicted model, not a curated record